AUGGCCAGUACUCGUGAUUCUCACUCAUAUGCUUGCGAUGAGUGCCGUUUAAGAAAGUCUAGGUGUUCGAAAGAACGACCCACAUGCGCUCAAUGCAAGCAGCUGAACAAAGAAUGCAAUUACAGUCCAAAAAUCACCAGAAGUCCUCUCACUCGACAACAUUUAACCUACGUCGAAGAGCGCCUGCAAGCCUUUGAAACAGCUUUAGGAAGGCUGUUCCCUGGAGGUGACCUGGACGCUACUGUUCGCUCGUUGCUGCAGGACCAAGAUGCACCGCAGAAGCCUGUGUCUUCGCCCAAGUCUUCAUCAAGGCAUUCAACCCCAGCCAAGGCCGAGGCAGAUCGAACCGAACCAGCCCCUGAAGCUCUUCCGCAACAAGCGGACGGGUUCGAUUGGGCCGAGAACAGAAUCACAGUAGGCGAUUUGACGGAUGGAAUGGCCGCCUUGUCGAUAAAGCCCGAAGGAACAGGUUAUUUCGGCGCAUCUUCCAGUGUGGUGCCUCUUCGAGCAUUAUUGAAGCAUGGUUUCGAUCUGAAUUUUCCCGCUAGUCCGAAUAAGCCAGCGGAAAGAGUGCCUUUAAAAAGCCAGCUUCUGAGCACUGCACCUUCCGGGCUCAUUGAACAAGCCUUCAUGGACGCCUUUUUUCUCAACUACCAUACCAGCUAUCCAUUUGUGCACGAAGCUACCUUCAAAGCGCAGUUCUAUGAACAAGCUCCCCGGCCCCAUGGACAGGCGUGGCAGAUUCUCCUCAAUACCAUUCUAGCCCUUGGGGCGUGGAGCAUUGGAGAUGACAAUUCCGACCUUGAUAUCACAUUCUACCAGGAAGCCAGAAGCCACCUGCAGCAGGUGUCUGUGUUUGAGACAGGAAAUCUUACUCUCAUUUUGGCCCUGCUGCUUCUGAGUAACUAUGCGCAAAAGAGAAACAAGCCGAACACCGGCUGGAAUUUCUUGGGCCUGGCUGUGCGAAUGGCCAUGAGCCUUGGUCUGCACAAGGAGUUCCCAGGGUGGAAAAUCAGUCUACUUCAGCGAGAGAUGAGGAGACGAUUAUGGUGGGGUGUGUAUAUAUUCGACAGUGGCGCGGCGAAAACCUUUGGUCGACCUAUCCUCUUACCAGAGGACAGUGUCAUGGAUUCAAAACACGUUCUCAACAUUCAUGACGAGGCUCUCACAUCAACAACCACCGUGCUACCCGCCGAGGAGAACGGGCCGACUAUCUACUCAGGCAUGAUCGCGCAGGCGAAAUUCCACCUACACACCAAUAGCGUCUACCAGCGUCUGAUAUCAACACCAAGCCUAACCGCGGAGGAGACAUUGGGUCUCUCAAAACCCAUGGAAGACUGGUACAACAGCCUGCCGCAUUACUUCAAGCAACCAAUUACACCCGAGUCGGACAACUUCGCUCUCGUCCGCAACCGCCUCAUGUGGCGGCACUGGAAUCUGAGAAUCCUCCUCUACCGGCCCAUCCUUCUCCGCUGGGCGUCGAGAAGAUGGACGCCGACGCCGGACUCGCCGCCGGAACCCGAGGAUCCGCUCGAGACGGAGUGCAGGAUGCUAUGCCUUCGUAACGCCCGGUGGACCAUCUCGUCCAUCUCGGACUUUGUCAAUAAUCACAUCUGCACGAGACUGGGGGCUUGGUACAUGCUGUGCGUUCAAUUACCACAAUCUUCGAAAAUGCUCGAGGCACUUAACGCUAAUGGAUUUAUGUACAGUUACUUCCUUUUCCAGGCUGGCCUGAUCCCUAUCAUACUCCUCAUGACAGAUCCCACCAGCACGGACGCCCCCGCCUGGCUUCAAGACAUCGAGACCACCAAGAAACUUCUCACCCACCCUUCUCUAAGCAACAACCGUCUCGCCACCCGCUGUCUAGAAGUUGUGAAUAGGCUUUGCUCCCCUGCUUAUACCUCCUCCGUCUCGGAGGGGUCAACCGCGGUCCAGCCGCCGAUGCUGAUGCAGUUCUCAGAUCAGCUCCUCAACGAUCCCAUGUUCGGGAGUAUGUUCCCGGAUGUGGACCAGGAGUUGAAUUUAGGGGGAAUGGAUUUCUCUGAAUGGGUGAAUUUCACGCCUCAGACCGACUUCCACUGA
This is a messenger RNA of Aspergillus pseudoviridinutans, 2082 nucleotides long. RefSeq names its product putative C6 transcription factor (Gal4). Gene Ontology annotation, biological process: positive regulation of transcription from RNA polymerase II promoter by galactose; DNA-templated transcription. Bases 1 to 2082 code for a protein of 693 amino acids. Gene Ontology annotation, cellular component: nucleus. The transcript has 6 exons. The record is from RefSeq and is a predicted model, not a curated record. Lineage: Eukaryota; Fungi; Ascomycota; Eurotiomycetes; Eurotiales; Aspergillaceae. Gene Ontology annotation, molecular function: RNA polymerase II cis-regulatory region sequence-specific DNA binding; zinc ion binding; DNA-binding transcription factor activity, RNA polymerase II-specific.